Ambispora leptoticha is the source of this 5325-nucleotide messenger RNA. Lineage: Eukaryota; Fungi; Glomeromycota; Glomeromycetes; Archaeosporales; Ambisporaceae. The record is from the annotation of a GenBank genome assembly.
AUGGCUAUUAACAGAAAAGAAAAGCAGCUCAUCGUGUAUCGUCUGGAAUUGGAGGCUGAAGGGUCUCUUCCCAAAGAUAAACAAUACAUACGGUUACCGCCACCUAUAAUACCAUACGUUCUUAGGUUCAAUAUAAGAGCGGGUUCUCCAGCCUCUCAUGGCGGUGUUUUAUACACAAAUUAUCCAAUUUCGGGGGGAGAAUUUGACAGAAACAAAUACUAUUCAAAAAACUUUCCUACCGAUUUUUCGAGAUCACUCAAUAUUGACAUUGUGAUUCGAAUGUCUGGCGCGUUUGACUUCUAUGUAGAACAUCGUGCUGUGUCAACCUUACCUGGCGAGGUGUUAACUUCUAUCGAGCGCACAGAAAUAUUUCACUUUAAUGUUGAUCCCUUGUUACAUAUUCUCCCACGUCGUAGAAUCCUCUCUUCAAAACGUGUUUCCUCGUUGAAAAGAGUCCCGCUUCCGCUUGAUAGCCUUGUCAUUGAAACAGUACUACCGAAAUUACUUGGUCCGCUUAAUAAAUGGGAUCAACACAUCAAGGCUAUAAGUGAACUUGGAUAUAAUAUGAUUCAUUAUGUUCCCAUACAGGCACGCGGGAUCUCAAACUCUCCUUAUUCUUUAUAUGACCAAUUAGCCUUCUCGGACGAUCUGUUUGAUGGCACAGGUCGUAAAAAAAGCAUGAAUGAGAAAAUUGAUAUUUUACGCAAUACUCUGAAAAAAUUUGAGGAUGAUUAUGGGAUCUUGAGCUUGACGGAUGUAGUUUGGAAUCAUACUUCAUGUAACAGUAAAUGGUUAGAAGAGCAUCCUGAGUCUGGUUAUAAUUUGCAUAAUUCGCCUCAUCUAAACCCUGCAUAUGAGCUUGACACUGCUUUGCUCCAACUAUCUCGAGAUUUGGCUAAACACGAUCUUCCAACGUUGCUUCACUCGGAAAACGAUCUUAAUAGGAUUUUAGAUUACAUUAAAAGUCAUUUACUCCCUGAAAUACGCCUAUGGGAAUAUUAUAUAAUUGAUGUCAAAGAUUCGGUGGACAAUUUAAGAACAGCAUUAGAAGCCAAACUAGACGGGGACCACGAGAUAUUCAAAGAUAUUGAUAUCGGAAAUCUUUCUUUGCAACAACAAGCAGAUUUAUUCUUAAAAUAUGCAAUCUCAGGUCAAGAUAAAUUUGGUACGAGAUUUGUAAAAAAAAUCUGCGUCAAAAAAGCAAUCGGAUUUCUGAAAAAAUGGAGCGAAGGCUCGGAAUUCCAGACCGCUUACAAAACAGAACAGGAUAGAAUAUAUUCGGAGCUUCAAGCUGGAUGGCAAGAAAGGGAAAACGUUCGACUGGCGAAAAUUGAAAAGAGAAGACUUGAACGAGAGAGGAUUAGUAAUCUAGAAUCUGAAAAAGAACGAAUCGAACGGGAAAGACUUGAACGUGUAAGGUUGGAAAAAGAAAGAAUUGAAAGAGCUAAGCUUGAGAAAGCUCGGAUCAAACAAGCUCUAAAGAAAGUCGGAAGACAAUUUGAGCAUAAGGCUGAAAUUUCAGUUGAAACUCAAAUAUCUACAGACACUUCGAAUGAAAAUAAAGAAGAAAAAAUUUCAUCAAAUUCAAUACAGAAUGGGAAAGGAACUGAUAAAGACAUUUUAAACGAAGAAGAGAAAGUUACAGUUAAAAAAUCUCAAGAAGGAGCGGAGGUAAGUGUGGCAAGUACUGGAAAAAUAAGAAUCGAUGCCUCUGAUGCAGUAGAAAACACCAGUGUCACAGUUGAAGUUGCUAAAGAAGAAUCACCAAAAAAUCCCGAGGAAAAUGAAAAAUCUGAAAAAGAGCCCACAAAAUCCGAUGAACCUCCCGUACAAGUGCCUACAGUAGAUCCAAAAGAAUUUUAUCUCAAGAAAACUGAAAAAGAGCCCAUAGAACCCGAUGAACCGCAAGAGCCUCCUGUACAAGUGCCUACAGUAGAUCCAAAAGAAUUUUAUCUCAAGAAAAUCGAACAAUUGCUUAACGAGAUUAAUCUUCGUUUCUAUAGACUUUAUGACGACGACGUUUUAGUUAUCAUAGAAAACUUAUUUAAUCGUAUAAAGUACAUGCGAUUAGACGGACAUGGGCCAAAAAUGGGUGAAAUUACAAAAAAUUCUCCUUUGAUCGAAACUUAUUUUACCCGCCUACCAUUAAAUGAAACUACGCGUAAACACCCAGAAGGUUCUUUAGCUGUUGCGAAUAAUGGAUGGAUCUGGAAUGCGAAUCCUCUGCAGGAUUUUGCGAGCAGCGAGUCAUAUGCCUAUUUAAAACGAGAGGUGAUAGUUUGGGGUGAUUGUGUAAAAUUACGCUAUGGAAAAAGCAGGGAAGAAAAUCCUUGGCUCUGGGAUCAUAUGACCAAGUAUACUGAACUAUCAGCUUCAUUAUUUCACGGGUUUAGAAUAGAUAAUUGCCAUUCGACUCCAAUUCAUCUCGCCAAAUAUUUACUUGAUAAGGCUCGACGUAUUAAACCUAAUUUAUAUGUCGUUGCCGAGCUUUUUACUGGAUCCGAGGAGAUGGACAUCCAAUUUGUUAGUCAACUCGGAAUUAAUUCUUUGAUCCGUGAAGCUAUGCAGCCAUGGGAUACUAAAGAAUUAAGUAGAUACGUGCACAGACAUGGCGGCAAACCAAUUGGUUCGAUUGACACUGCAUGCCUUUCUGAUUCAUCAACGUGUAUUGUAAGCGAUGAACAGAAAGAAACGUGUCUAGUUAUUCCAGUAUACGGAUCGAAACCACAUGCUCUAUUUAUGGAUUGUACGCACGAUAACGAAACUCCACAUCAGAAAAGGACAGCAGAGGAUACACUUUCAACUGGCGCACUAGCCUCGAUGAGUUCUUGUGCUGUUGGUAGCACAAAAGGUUACGAUGAAAUAUUCCCAUAUUAUGUUGAUCUCGUAAAUGAGACUCGUUUAUAUCCAUUUUAUGAAGAACCAUUAGAUAUCGUCAAAAAGGUUUUGCAACAUUUACAUACCGAAAUGGCAUUGGAUGGAUAUAUCGAGACACAUGUGCAUCAUGAAAAUGACUACAUUAUUGUACAUCGUUUCCAUCCUGAUACUCUGAAUGGAUACUUAUUAGUUGCGCAUAGCGCUUUCACGGGAUUCACGAUGGAUCGUGGUGAUCUAAAUCCCAUCAAUCUGCGCGGUACAUCGGCUGAGUUGCUGUUCUCGACUUAUUUGGAAGUGAAAUCUCGUAGCGUGGAAAACAACGAAAAAUUUUUAUCUGGAUUACCUGCUACUUUAAAAUCACUAAAUGCGCCUAUUCUACGACGACGUUCCGAUACUAAUGGUGAAUUUACCGAAGUAAUAUUACCUAAGGAAUUCCCUUCUGGCAGUGUAAUGUUAUUAAAAACUUGGGUUGAUAAUAAGCCUGAAGGUCUAGACGAUUUUGUGGAAACUGGAACUGAAGAAGCUUUCGAAGAGUUAGAUCUCGUUGACUUGAAUAUUGUUCUUUAUCGUUGUGAUGGUGAAGAAAAUGACGUGACUCCUGGUAAUGGCGUAUAUCACAUCCCAAAUUACGGUGAUAUCCCAUAUUGUGGUAUAGAAGGCUUCAUGUCAGUCCUUCGACCAAUCAUGAAACAUAACGAUUUAGGACAUCCGUUUUGUGUCAAUCUACGUGAAGGCCACUGGGCUCUCGAUUAUACAGUAGGAAGGCUUGAAAGGCAUCUGUUUAUCGCCCCUAAAUUGAAAAAACUGGUGGAUUGGUAUCAUUCCCGAUUCACAGCUAUUAAGGCAGUCCCAAAUUUCUUAGUGCCUAAAUAUUUUGCAUUGACUAUGAAAACUGCUCAUAAAGCUGCUACUUACAGGGCAUUUCAACAAUUAUCUCCUUUUGUUCUUGACGGUGGCUCUUUCAUACAUUCGCUCGCACUAUGUUCUGUCCAGAUGUAUGGAACUGUUCUAUCAACAGGUUUGCAUCCAACUAAAAAUGGUCCAUCAUGUGCUGCUGGAUUACCUCAUUUCGUCCAUCAUCACAUGAGAUGUUGGGGUCGCGAUGUCUUUAUUUCUUUACGUGGUCUAUUUAUUACUACUGGAAAUUUUCAGGCCGCACGAGAGCAUAUUGUUGGAUUCGGGAGUGUACUAAAACAUGGAAUGAUUCCGAACCUCCUGGAUGCUGGUCGUAGGCCACGUUAUAAUUGUCGUGACGCCACUUGGUGGUAUCUUCAAGCCAUACAAGAGUAUUGUAAAUUUGCCCCCGAAGGCUAUGAUAUUUUGAAAGAAUCUAUUGCACGAAGAUUUCCUAAAGAUGAUGAAUUUAUUGAAGCAGAUGAUCCUAAAGCUUAUUCAUACAAAAGCACUUUGCUAGAAAUCAUUCAAGAAAUAAUGGAACGUCAUGCUCGUGGAAUUCAUUUCCGCGAAUGGAAUGCCGGCCCUAAUCUUGAUCAUGCAAUGAAAAGCGAAGGCUUUCAAGUUGACGUAGAGGUUGACUGGGAUACCGGAUUGUUACUUGGCGGAAAUAAAUGGAACUGUGGUACAUGGAUGGAUAAAAUGGGUGAUUCUGCAAAAGCUGGUAAUCUUGGAGAACCUGCAACUCCAAGAGACGGAGCAGACGUUGAAAUCAUUGGUUUAUUAAAGUCCACUUUAAGGUGGCUAAUCGAGUUGAAUGAAAAAGGAGUAUAUCCAUGGAAAGGUGUCGAGAUUCAAGAUAAGAGCCUGAAAAACGAAGGAACUAAAUUAAUAACCUUUGCCCAAUGGAAUGACCUCAUUCAAAAAUCAUUUGAAAAGAAUUUCUACAUACCGAUUGAUCCUAGUGAAGAUUCAAAAUACAAUUUAAAAUCAUAUCUGGUGAAACGAAGAGGCAUCUAUAAAGAUACUCAUAAAUCAUCUAAUAAUUACACAGACUACCAGCUUCGACCAAAUUUCCCUAUAGCAAUGGUUGUGGCGCCAGAAUUGUUCAACGAAGAACAUGCUUUGAAAGCUUUAAACGUUGCACGCGAGAUUAUUACAGGUCCCCUGGGAAUGCGCACUCUUGACCCAGAUGAUCCAGCUUAUCGUGGAAACUACGAUAACAGUAAUGACGGAACGGACAAAUCUGUAGCCAAAGGAUGGAAUUAUCAUCAGGGCCCGGAAUGGUUAUGGGUUACUGGUUACUUCCUGCGCGCAUAUUUACAUUUUGACAUUCGUCCUCACGAAACGAUUCAUACCAUUAUGCGUAUACUUUUGCCUCAUCGUAAAAUAAUAGAGACUAGUGUAUGGGCUGGACUGCCGGAAUUAACUAAUGCUAAUGGAGCUGAAUGCCAUGAUGCUUGUCCAACUCAGGCUUGGUCUGCUGCUACCCUUUUAGAUCUAUUUGAUGACAUUAAGAAAAUUAAGAAUGUGGAAGUCAAUUUUGAUGAAUGA